Amphimedon queenslandica is the source of this 536-nucleotide messenger RNA. Its product is annotated as putative 2'-deoxynucleoside 5'-phosphate N-hydrolase 1. NCBI's taxonomy places the organism in Eukaryota, Metazoa, Porifera, Demospongiae, Haplosclerida, Niphatidae. The record is from RefSeq and is a predicted model, not a curated record. Gene Ontology annotation, molecular function: 5-hydroxymethyl-dUMP N-hydrolase activity. The transcript has 4 exons. Gene Ontology annotation, biological process: deoxyribonucleoside monophosphate catabolic process. The coding region runs from base 16 to 480 and encodes 154 amino acids.
GGAUUUAAAAUAGUCAUGUUGUUUUUUUCUGAUGAGAAUCCUGGAUACAACUGCAUCAGGGACACCCUCCAGACCUGCAGUGUUGAUGUGAGCUUGAAGAAAAAGAAGAAGAAGGCUGACCGUGUUGGUUUGGCUGCUGAUCAAAUUUACUAUGGAGAGUUGGAAAGCCUUGGAUCUGCUAAUUGUCUUGUUGCUGAUGUGACCUAUCCAUCUCUUGGUGUUGGCUAUGAGAUCAGCUUUGCUCAAAACAAAGGCUACAAAGUUGUUUGUCUCUUCCAUAAGACAGAUGACCGUGAUGUUGAUAAUCUUUCUCCAAUGAUCCGUGGUGCCACUGGUCCUGGUUUUUAUGUGGAGGCUUACGAGACUGAGGAAGAUCUGAAGAGAUCAAAGAGAAGGACACUGAGAAUCUACAAUAAUAAUAUUAUUAAUGCAUGCUAUAGAACAGAUUUCACAAAAAUUAUAAUAGUAUAUUACAUAUAGCUUGUUGAUGCUUAGCUCAGUUUAAAAGUAGCUAUAAAUCUUUUAAAUGCGUCAAA